UUUUGAAACAGUAACGUUAAAUAAUAGAAUUAGAGAUUAUAGUUUCUGCUCUUAUAAUAGACAUUUUCUUUCUAAACAUGAAGGAUCAAAAUAGUUGUCAUGGAGAAAACAGAGUUCACCCUUCCAUUUCUUGCUACUUGUUUUCUCUAUUUAAUAUCUUUUUUUCCAACACCUUUGAAAGCAGAAGAUACCAUAACUCCACCACAAUCCAUCACUGGAAACCAAACACUAAUUUCACCAUCACAAAAUUUUGAACUUGGUUUCUUCACUCCUAGAAAUUCAACUUACACAUAUCUUGGAAUAUGGUAUAAAAAUAUUCCAAAAAGAACUGUUAUUUGGGUUGCAAAUAGAGAUAAACCACUUUUUAAUUAUAAUGGUUCAUUAACAUUCAACAAUGAUGGAAAACUCAUUAUUCUCAACCACAAAAGAAUUGUUCUUUGGUCCUCAAAUUCAUCUGGGUCAGCAAGAAAUCCAGUAGCACAGCUUCUAGACACUGGAAACUUUGUUUUGAAGGAUUUUGAAAAUGGAAAUUCUGAGAAAUAUUUGUGGCAAAGUUUUGAUUAUCCUUCUGACACAUUGUUACCAAGAAUGAAACUUGGUUGGAACUUCAAAACUGGUUUGAAUAUACAUUUAACUUCUUGGAAAAGCAAUGAUGAUCCUUCUUCAGGUGAAUAUAGUUACAGUGUUGAUCCACGUGGACUUCCUCAGCUUUUUCUUCAAAAGGGUGAUAAGAAAGUUUUCAGAAGUGGACCUUGGUAUGUGAAACAAUUCAAAGAUGAUCCAGUUUUAAGAGAAAAUCCUGUUUUCAAACCAAUAUUUGUUUUUGAUUCUGAUCAAGUUUUGUAUUCUUAUGAGACUAAAGACAACAUCAUUUCAAGGUUUGUGCUUGGCGAAUCUGGUUUGAUUCAGCAUUUUACAUGGAAUGAUUAUCAUCUCAGUUGGUUUUCUGAAUUCAAUGUUCAAGGUGACCAAUGUGAUGAUUAUGGCUUUUGUGGUGCUUAUGGAAGUUGUAACAUAAAAAACUCUCCCAUUUGUAAGUGUUUGAAUGGUUUUGAGCCAAAGCUUAUGCAUGAAUGGAAAAUGCUUAAAUGGUCUAGUGGAUGUGUUAGGAAGAAUUCAAGGGUUUGUAUAAAUGGAGAUGUGUUUAAGAAGUUUACAGGAAUGAAACUACCAGAUGCUGUUGAGUUUCAUGCAAACUAUAGUAUCAGCAUUGAUCAGUGUGAGGCAGAAUGCUCCAAAAACUGUUCUCGUGUUGCUUAUGCAAAACUUGAUAUAAAUGCAAGUGGCAAAGGUUGUAUUACUUGGUUUGAUGAUUUAUUUGAUAUAAGGGAGGAUUUUGUGAAUGGACAAGAUUUCUAUUUGAGAGUUUCAGCUUCAGAACUAGGUACGAAUAUUGAAGAUUCAAAUGUUGAGAGAAGUAAAAGGAAGAAACUCAUACUACUUCCUGUGAGUAUAUCAGUAACCUCAACUAUUAUUGUCUUAGCAUUGUGGUUGAUAAUUAAGAAAUGGAGAAGAAAUGGAGCUGAAGUGACAGGUAUUCAAUUUAGUGUUGGCAGAAGUAGGAGUGAGUUUGAACUCCCAUGUUUUGAUAUUUCCAUUAUUGAAGCUGCAACAGGGAAUUUCUCUGUUUACAAUAAGAUUGGAGAAGGUGGAUUUGGUCCUGUAUACAAAGGCCAGCUUCCAUCAGGACAAGACAUAGCAGUGAAAAGGCUUUCAGAGAAAUCUGUACAAGGCCUGCAAGAGUUCAAGAAUGAGGUUAUUUUCAUCUCUCAACUUCAGCAUCGAAAUCUAGUCAAGCUUCUUGGUUGUUGCAUUCAUGAAGAAGAUAAAAUGUUGGUCUAUGAAUACAUGCCAAAUAGAAGCUUGGACACUUUAUUAUUUGAUGAAAUCAAGCGCUCUGCGCUUAGUUGGCAAAAGAGGCAAGACAUAAUUAACGGCAUUGCUAGGGGACUUGUCUACCUUCAUAGAGAUUCGAUAUUAAGUUUAAUUCAUAGAGACUUGAAAACAAGCAACGUUCUUUUAGACUGCGAAAUGAAUCCAAAGAUUUCUGGUUUUAGAAUGGCGAGAAUGUUAGAGGGAGAUCAAUAUGAAGAAAAGACUAAAAGGAUAGUCGAAACCUAUGGAUACAUGUCUCCAGAAUAUGCAAUAGACGGACACUUUUCUUUCAAAUCUGAUGUUUAUAGCUUUGGAGUUUUACUUUUAGAGCUAUUAAGUGGCAAGAAAAACAAAGGGUUUUUUCACCCUGAUCACAAAUUGAAUCUCCUAGGCCAUGCAUGGAAGCUUUGGAAUGAAGGUAGGGGCAUUGAGCUGAUGGAUCCAUUACUUGAGGAUGAUAUUCCUACCCCUGAAUCAAUUUUAAAGUGUAUUCAAGUUGGUCUUUUAUGUGUUCAAGAACAGCCAGAAGAAAGGCCAACAAUGUCAUUAGUGGUUUUGAUGUUGGAUGGUGAAAGUGUGUUGCUCCCAAAACCUAAAAGACCAGGUUUGUAUUCAGAGAGGUGUUUCUUAGACACAGAUUCAUCAUCAUGUGGUAUGCUAAAUUCUGUUACUACUUUGGUUGAGGGUCGUUAAUUUAGGUACUUGCCUCCGCACUACUUGUGUGUGCUAUCAAUAUUUUGAUUUUGUUAAAAUAUAAUGUAGGCAUUGGAUGAUGAGAAUGCUAAUAAAUGUUUAAUGAUUAGUAUAUUGUAUAUUAAGUUCUAGGGUAUCUCUGGUUUCAAAGUUCAACAAAUGUGUACAUAUAAUAUAUGUACUCAACGAAAACAUAUGGUUCUUAUUUUUAUUUUUUUUGGUGAAGGAAUGGUUGUUAUUUUUAUUUA
This is a messenger RNA of Cicer arietinum (chickpea), 2816 nucleotides long. RefSeq names its product G-type lectin S-receptor-like serine/threonine-protein kinase At4g27290. NCBI's taxonomy places the organism in Eukaryota, Viridiplantae, Streptophyta, Magnoliopsida, Fabales, Fabaceae. The record is from RefSeq and is a predicted model, not a curated record. Gene Ontology annotation, molecular function: ATP binding; protein serine/threonine kinase activity. Gene Ontology annotation, biological process: protein phosphorylation; recognition of pollen.